Tuber aestivum (summer truffle) is the source of this 2239-nucleotide messenger RNA. Lineage: Eukaryota; Fungi; Ascomycota; Pezizomycetes; Pezizales; Tuberaceae. The record is from the annotation of a GenBank genome assembly.
AUAGUCUACGAGUACUUCAUCGCACCGUCUUCUCCUAAGCAGCCACCAACACCACCACCACCGCUUACACAAGAUACACACCACAGCGAAGAUGACCGAAACUUUCGAGCCAUUGAGCAAUGACCUUAUUCUUCGGGCCGCUAGAGGUAAGUCCUUCCAAUUCUACCAUACAAAGUCCUGGGGAAGAAUAACCAAUGCUGAACAGGCGAAACCGUCGAACGGCCCCCAAUGUGGGUAAUGCGUCAAGGUCCUCCCUCCUCCCUCCUCCCAAACCCCGACUAACGUAGCCCAGCCGGCCGCUACCUCCCAGAAUACAAUCAGGCGAAAGGAGGUCGCGACUUCUUCUCGGUAUGCCGCGACCCGGAGCUUGCAAGCACAAUAACCUUACAACCAAUCCUCCGCUACGCAAACCUGAUCGACGCGGCCAUAAUCUUCUCAGACAUCCUCGUGAUCCCGCAGGCGAUGGGGAUGACAGUGGAAAUGCUGGAGGCGAAGGGGCCACACUUCCCGAAUCCACUGCGGAAGCCGGAAGACCUCUCACAGCUCAAGUCGGAGGUUGACGUUCGUGCAGAACUCGGCUACGUCUUCGACGCCAUCCGCCUGACACGGCGAAAACUGGCGGGACGUGUCCCGCUGAUCGGCUUCGUCGGCGCGCCCUGGACCCUCAUGAGUUACAUGGUCGAGGGCGGGGGCAGUAAAACGUUCACGUUCGUCAAGACCUGGAUUUUCAAACACCCCUCCACUUCGCAUUCCCUGCUGGCCAGGAUCACGGACGUCUGCGUGGAAUUCUUGGCGAACCAGGUCCUCGCGGGAGCGCAGAUGCUGCAGGUCUUUGACUCCUGGGCCGGCGAGUUAUCGCCGCACGACUUCCGCACGUUCGCACUCCCGUACAUCCGUCGGAUAUCCGCGCGCGUGCCGGUGCGCGUCAGGGAACUCGGAGGCGAGCCCGUCCCCAUGACUAUCUUCGCCAAGGGCGCUUGGUACGCUCUCGAAGAACUGUGCGAGUCCGGGUACCAGGUCGUCGGCCUCGACUGGACGCACGAUCCUGAAAGUGCCGUCGCCAUCGCCAACGGCCGUGUCACGCUGCAGGGGAAUAUGGACCCCAACGUUUUAUAUGGUGGCCGCGAAGCAAUCACCCGGGCCGUCGAGAGGAUCGCCAAGGGCUUUGGCAGUGGGAGGAAAGGUUGGAUCGUCAAUCUUGGUCACGGCAUCACGCCGUCUGUCGACCCGGACGAUUUGAAGUGGUUUUUCGAGGAGACUAGGAGGGUUUCCGGGGCCAGCGGGUAGCCUUUUUUUCGUGCAUUAUAGAGAGGAUAGUUGAAACAUGAAUUUUCGGUGGCGGAUGUUUCAAACGUUUUUCUUUUUCUUUUUUUCUUCGCCUCUUUUUUCUGUUCUGCCCUUGAUACGAGCCCUGACACAACACAAUACUCGCUGUCGUGUUAUACUCGAGUACAUGCGACGGUAAAAACAAAAACAAAAAUAAAAAUAAAAAUAAAAAAAUAAAGCUUGCGGACACUUACCUGUAGUCCAACUGGGAACAACCCUGACUUUUAGCACAGUAUAAUACAGGACAGCACUCGUACGAAGUACAGAGUCAUAAUAUCACAGGCCUCAAGUUAUGAUAGUGUGAUACGGCAGCGUAUACCUAUCAACCAAAACGCAAGAAUCCACCACAAGUUCCCCCACCCAAGACAAACCAAAACCAAAGGUCUAGACCGAAAAAUAAAAAAAUAAAAAGCACAACAAAUACCGGUAGGCACUCCCGAUAUUCUCCACAUCCGACGCCUCCCGUCUAGCUACAGCACUAGUACAGUACAUUACCUGGUACAGUACCGUACGGUACAGUACUAAGUUAGGCUGUAUAUAGACUACCACGACCCCGCCCACUCACUCGCUCGUCCGUCAAGAAUCAUGUCUGUGCUUUAUCUGCGGUGUUGCGCUUACGGCUGCCGCUCCUACUUGCACUUGUAGGGGACGGGCAUCAUGCUCGUAACACACUUUUACCGGAACUCGUGGUGAGGUGUGUGCGUAAAUUGUCAUGCUUCUCGUGGCCCGCUCGGCACCGCCGUACUAUUAUACUUUCCUUGUGCGAGUGCAGUACGAGUAACCGUACGGGUAGGGUAAGCUGCUGGGGAUACUGGCAUUUGAUUCGUGGGCGGUAGUUGUCAAGGUAAUUCUCCGAUCGUCGAGGCUGCCAGAGGAUGGUACAAGUACGAGCAAUUGCCGUGCUGCCAUUUGC